AUUUAAUUCGACUUUGUCAGUGGUCAUCUACUGUAUCUUACAGCGUCAAAGCUUAGAACCAUAAUGAACAUUUUCGUAACUUUCGUGUUUGUAGUAAUUUUUGUGACGUCAUGUAAAGGUAUAAAAAGUUAUAUGGGCACAGAUAUGCAGACAUGUUUCAACUGUCUCUGCCAUGCCAGAACUGGUUGUUACAGUCGCAUCAAUUGUGCUAAAUACUCAAUUAAUUUUGAUUACUGGAAGACCGCUAAUAGUCCAGUGGUUGACGUAGACGAUGAACCAGAGACCCAACAAAGUUACAAAAAAUGCAUGCGCAAUGAAAACUGCAUUUUAGCUACACUUGACCAGUACGCAGAUGCUAUUGGACAUAUGGAUUGCAAUUGUGAUGGCACGUUUGAUUGUAAAGACAGAUUUGCUAUACACUUAUUUGGAUCCGAAUGCACUAAUCCCAAGUUCUCCAAAAAAUACGCUAAAAGGUUUAAUAGUUGUUCAAAAGAGGCAGGUACUAAAACCAUGUUGAUCGAGGAAGGCUACUAUGGGUGCACGCCUGAAGUGUUUUAACUGUUAACAAUAUUUUAAUACGUACAACACUUAUUUUUAUAUGGAUUUAGAACUGUAGAUCAGGAAGCAAAUUAAAAAAAAGUGUUAUUUAGUGUAAAUUUAAUUCAAAUUGAUUGUAAAUUAAAGGAAUGCUUCGAUAAAACAAUAAAUGGCACAAAUACUUUUAUUUUAAAA
This is a messenger RNA of Zophobas morio, 732 nucleotides long. RefSeq lists its product as uncharacterized. Gene Ontology annotation, molecular function: lysozyme activity. The record is from RefSeq and is a predicted model, not a curated record. Bases 64 to 558 code for a protein of 164 amino acids. NCBI's taxonomy places the organism in Eukaryota, Metazoa, Arthropoda, Insecta, Coleoptera, Tenebrionidae. The transcript is spliced from 3 exons.